AUGGAAAACUAUACAUACAACAGCCUAACUCUUCAGCUCGAGGGGUUAAGGAUCACCAAGUACCCCGUCUUCUUAUUCCUGCUCUUGGCCUAUGUAUUCAUCAUGAUUACCAAUGUGGGCAUUGUGCUUUUGAUAUGGACAGAGAGAAGCCUCCACCAGCCGAUGUAUCUGCUCUUCUGUAACCUGCUGAUUAAUGGUAUCAUGGGGAACUCUUUCCUCGUUCCCCGGUUGCUUGCAGACAUCCAUGUGCCUCCCUCUGAGCGCUUCAUUCACUACUAUGAGUGUGUGAUGCAAGCGUUCAUCAUACACAUGUUUGGGACCACUUCACACACUGUGCUCAUGAUCGGUCUGACCAUACGGCUGAACCGAUGCAGGACUCUGAUCAUGAAUCCUUACUGUGACAAUCCUUCUCUGUUUAAACUCUCCUGCGAUAAUGUGUUCAUCAAUAACAUCUAUGGUCUUACUUUCACUGUAGUCCUGCUCUCAUCCUCUAUUGGCAGUAUAAUUCUUACUUAUUUUAAAAUCGCAGCAUCCUGUCUAACUAGUAAGAGCAAGUCUUUGAACAGCAAAGCCCUGAAGACCUGCAGCACUCAUCUGUGUUUGUAUCUGCUCAUGCUUCUCAGUGGGAUGAUCCCCAUCAUCCUUCAUCGCUUCCCCCAGCUAGAAGAGUACGGGAAGAUUUCAGCCAUUCUCUUUCACGUUGUUCCUGGCAGUCUCAACCCCAUCAUCUAUGGGCUGCAGUCCCAAGAAAUACACAAAUCUGUGCCAGAAGGAUACCAGGUUGUGGUUCAGGAAUCUGCAGAGGUCUGCUUUCUGUACAACUGCCCAGCAGCAUACCAAUGUCUCCUGGCAGGGCAGAACCAGACCAAGAAACAUUCUUGUUGGGGAGCCAGCUUUGAGAGUGAAAUUGUGUCUGAACUGUUAGAGCUGUCUGAUGUAGCCAAGUCUCAUACCACUGCCUACCACCCAAUGUGUAAUGGUGGCACUGAGCUGUUCAACUGA
Molecule: messenger RNA, 1002 nt
Organism: Scomber scombrus (Atlantic mackerel)
Lineage: Eukaryota; Metazoa; Chordata; Actinopteri; Scombriformes; Scombridae
Product: putative olfactory receptor 52L2
Exons: 5
Coding region: 1-1002 (333 amino acids)
Biological process (GO): G protein-coupled receptor signaling pathway
Cellular component (GO): membrane
Molecular function (GO): olfactory receptor activity
Source: RefSeq, a predicted model, not a curated record